This is a messenger RNA of Polypterus senegalus (gray bichir), 3954 nucleotides long. RefSeq names its product protein tyrosine phosphatase non-receptor type 11b (gene ptpn11b). Gene Ontology annotation, molecular function: protein tyrosine phosphatase activity. The transcript is spliced from 16 exons. The coding region runs from base 933 to 2708 and encodes 591 amino acids. The record is from RefSeq and is a predicted model, not a curated record. Gene Ontology annotation, biological process: protein dephosphorylation. Lineage: Eukaryota; Metazoa; Chordata; Cladistia; Polypteriformes; Polypteridae.
GCCAAAAUAUCAAACAGCAGAGCUACAGUGCUGAUACAAUGCUUGAGUGGGAUACCCCUGUAUUGGUAAAAUGGCAAGAAGGAGUCUCUGCAAAAGUAUUUGAGAAACAAAUCCUGCUAAUACUUAGCUAUACAUUUUAUGCAGGUGAGGGCAUUAAGUGAGCUAACGCAGUCUCAUUCAUGUUGCCAUUUGCCAACAUUUAGACUUUUUGUUGAAAGCACAGUUCUGUCCCUUUGAAUGCAUAGGCAACAGCAUGCCUCCCACUCUCACUCGGCACUUGAAGCCGUUUCUGUGCUUGUUAGCACAUCUUCAGUAGAGGUCAAUAGACGUUUUACUGUUUAGGCAUGCAUUACAUUUUUUAAAACAAUCAUUAUUUUAAAUAACCAUGUUAAUAAAUAGACCUUAUUCCAGAUAUUUGUUAGCACAAAAUAUCUGAGUUUAUAAAAGAGGACUUUCUUAAAUGGGUUGGCAGCAAAAUGGUUAAAUAAGUUUAUUUGACCUAUUGCUUUCAAGUGAAUCAUGAUUUUGCUCCCCUUACUUUACAGAAAAUUUGCAUUUGUUACCCCCACCAUUUGAAAAUAGAGCAUUUUCUUUUUUUCUGUCUCUCUUGCCAUCAUACCCCAGCUUGCUGAGAUAGUACAUUAAUGAGACUUCCUGUUCCUACACAUGUCAGAAGUAAGUGAGGUGGUGCGUCUCUGCCGCUUUACAUUUAGCUUGCUAGUUGCAGUCAGACUGAUUGCAGAAACUACUAUCAGCUGGGCUGCACUCCUUCUUAAUCCCAGAUUAAACUGCGGCCCCCUCCUCGAACAACCCCCCUCUUCUUCCUACUCACCCCACCCUCCCCCGACCUCUAGCUCUUAACUGUUCUGUGGUUUUUGAGGAUUAACGGCUUUGAGUUUGACAGCGCUGGAGACUGACAAGCUGCGGCCAAUAUGGUGAGGUGGUUUCACCCAAACAUUUCUGGGAUAGAAGCAGAAGAACUGCUGUUGACCAGAGGGGUGCAUGGAAGCUUCCUAGCAAGACCCAGCAAAAGCAACCCUGGAGACUUCACUCUGUCUGUACGGCGCGGUGAUGAAGUCACGCACAUCAAAAUCCAAAACUCUGGAGAUUAUUAUGACUUGUAUGGAGGAGAAAAGUUUGCCACACUGGCAGAGUUGGUUCAAUAUUAUACUGAGCAGCAGGACCUGUUACGGGAGAAAAAUGGAGAUGUAAUUGAACUGAAAUAUCCACUGAACUGCAAAGACCCAACCUCUGAAAGAUGGUAUCAUGGCCACUUAUCUGGAAAGGAUGCAGAAAAGCUAUUAAUGGAAAAAGGAAAAGCUGGAAGCUUCCUUGUAAGGGAGAGCCAGAGUAAACCAGGUGACUUUGUCUUGUCAGUUUUGACCAAUGAAGAGAAGCAUGAGAACGUGGAGCGCAAAACCAAAGUAACACAUGUCAUGAUUCGUUAUCAGAAUGGAAAAUAUGAUGUUGGUGGAGGAGAGCAGUUUGAUACCCUGACAGAUCUGGUGGAACAUUACAAGAAAAACCCAAUGGUUGAAAAGAGUGGAAUUGUGGUUCACCUCAAGCAGCCAUUUAACACUACAAGAAUAAAUGCAGCCAACAUUGAAAACAGAGUGAAGGAAUUAAACAAAGUAGCAGAUAAUAUGGAGAAGCCCAAACAAGGCUUCUGGGAGGAGUUUGAGAUGUUACAGCAACAGGAAUGCAAACUCCUUUACCCACGGAAAGAAGGACAGAGGCCUGAAAACAAAAGCAAGAACCGCUACAAGAACAUUCUGCCAUUUGACACCACACGGGUUGAGCUCAAGGAAACUGAUCCUGAGAUUUUAGGCUCAGAUUACAUUAAUGCAAACUACAUUCAAAGUGUUCAGGAAGAUAGCCGACAGCUGUGCAAAGGUAAAGUCUUCAUUGCUACACAAGGAUGCUUGCAGAACACUGUAAAGGAUUUCUGGAAGAUGGUAUACCAAGAAAACACACAUGUCAUUGUCAUGACAACAAAAGAAGUGGAGCGAGGCCGGAACAAAUGUGUUCGCUAUUGGCCUGACAUGGAAGCCACCAAGGAGUAUGGCAGUCUCCAAGUGAGGAACAUUGAAGAACGAACUGCCCAGGACUAUGUUCUAAGAAAGCUGGAGGUCUCAUGUUUGAAUAGGGAUGAACCUCACAGAUACAUUUGGCACUACCAGUAUCUAAGCUGGCCUGACCAUGGAGUUCCCAAUGAGCCUGGAGGGGUGUUAAGCUUCUUGGAGCAAGUAAAUCGUACUCAACAAAGCAUUCCAGACACAGGUCCUAUUGUGGUGCACUGCAGUGCAGGCAUCGGUAGAACUGGAACAAUCAUUGUAAUUGACAUUCUUAUUGACAUAAUUAACAGGCAAGGCCUGGAUUGUGACAUAGACAUCCCCAAGACUAUACAGAUGGUGCGGCGACAGCGCUCAGGGAUGGUGCAGACAGAAGCUCAGUAUAAAUUCAUAUAUAUGGCUGUCCAGCAGUACAUCGACACUGCACAGAAAAGGUUAGAGGAAGAACAGAGAAAUAAAAUUAAAGAGAGGGAGUAUUCAAAUAUCCGUUAUCCACCUAUGGAAAACACUAAGCUGAGACCACAGACUCCUACACCUAGAGGAACUUCGGCACUGGAGGAUGACUCCACAGGUGUUUAUGAGAAUUUAAAUUUAAAAAAUCCAAAAGUUCCAGGAAUCAGCAACACUAGAAGAUAAAGCUAAAGACUGAACUGCUUUUGCACUCACAACAAGUGCCUCUUUCAACAGUGUAGCUGGAGCAACGGUGUUGGCCAAAGCAAUGAGAGGUCAAGUGAUGAACAGCCCAUAGGCUCCAAGUAAGAAGAGAGAGUGGACUUUACCAUCUGGAAUUCUUUAAAACUCCUGCUGUUUUUUUUUUGUUUUUGUUUUUUCCUUAGUCUGCAUGUCUUCAGUGUGCACCUUUUUAUGGGAAGCGAAGGCAGAGCAGCUAUAUACAUACAGACUCCUUUCUGCCCACAAAAUUGAUCUACUUUAGCCAAAGAGCAAAGAAUAUAGUAUGGUGAGCUGUGAAAAAAUAUGUAAACAUUAAAAAAAAAAAUCUAAGUGUUUGUGAGUUUUGCACAAAUGCAAGAAGUACACUCAUGUGGUGUGGAAGACAAAUUCUUGCUAACCUGCCAUGAAACUCAGUCAUGUGACUAAUGCCUCCUCUACCUGAACGCUUUGCAUGGAAACUUGGGACUUGUCAGGCAAGUCAAACAAAUCACCCAGGUUUUUGUAUCAGGUAGCCAACUGCAUAUUUAAUUUUCUUACCUUUUUUUUAUUAAUAUUAUGAGAAAGAUGCAUUACCUUGCUGUAAAUAGGUUUCCUUAUUCUGUAUGCAAAGCAAGAUGGUACCAGUCAUCAUGUGAAUCUUUCUCCCCCUUGAUAUAAACUGCCUUUCAUGGUUUAAAAAAAUCCAAAAUUAAAUAACAUAUUUAAAAUAAAAUCCAGUGUGUUUUGUGUAGAAACUAAUGAAUUAACAUCAUUCAAGCAUCUGUUCUUCCCAUAUGCCUUGCAAGACUGAUAAAGUUACUAUAUAUUACUAAAAAUGUUUAAUUGCCAAUUUUGUAAGAUAUGUUUCUGUUAAAUCAAAAGGUUCUAGAUGGAGUACUACAUUUUAUCAUGUAUUGCUGAAAUAUUUUGGCAGUAAUCAAAACUGAAACAGGACUCUGCAGAGACAGACCCUACAAUUAAAGAAAAAGAUAAAAGAAGGUCAGAUGACCUUUUAUGAAUAGGUAAUGCAAAAAUCCAUGGAAUUCCAAAAGGUUUAAAUCCCAAUAAUAAAAAAACUAAUAAUAAUACACAAGCAACUAUACUUCUUCUGACCAGUACUGAAUAUAUUGUUUGGAUAUAGUUCAUGCUGUGUAUGUGUAUGUGAACUGUGUAUUUAGUAAUGGGUAGAACCUCCUUUAACAGCAAUAAACUCUACCAAACAUUAGUUGUA